Molecule: messenger RNA, 3012 nt
Organism: Ogataea parapolymorpha DL-1
Lineage: Eukaryota; Fungi; Ascomycota; Pichiomycetes; Pichiales; Pichiaceae
Product: DNA excision repair protein ERCC-6
Exons: 1
Coding region: 1-3012 (1003 amino acids)
Biological process (GO): transcription-coupled nucleotide-excision repair
Cellular component (GO): nucleus
Molecular function (GO): ATP-dependent chromatin remodeler activity; ATP binding
Source: RefSeq, a predicted model, not a curated record
AUGGAGUCUUCUUCUGGACCCUCCGGAGAGCGCGAGUUGGAAUCACUGGGCGUGCGCCUUAUGGCCCAGGACUCCCUGGAGAAAGAGGUUGCCGAGGAUGCCAAUAAAAUGAUAAUGGAGCGGGAGAUCGAGCUGGAUCAGAAACGACUGGAGAAGGCAAAAGAGAAGCAAAGCAAGCUGCAGGGGCGCUUGCGAGGCAUGGAGCUCAAAAUUAGCAACUCCGGAACACGAAUAUCGGAAAAGCAGCGUCUAAGAGCAGACAUUGAUCGUCUAAAGCGGGAGGAGUUGCAGCCAUUGCAGGUCGAUAUACAGGAAAUCGAAGCUAGGCUACGUGAUAAUCAAAAUUCGACAAAUAAAUUGCAAGCUGAAAGCGGAUCCGAAAUGCUUCCAGGAGAGACCCAGCAGGAAUACUUGGUGAGGACAGGAAAAGUGACAGCAUUUGGAACCUCCAAUGGGUUUAUUGAAGAGGAAGACACAGGCGUGAAAAAUCACCAGGAUCUGAUUAUUCCAGGGAUUGAACUGGCUGAUGAGGACGAGGACGACGAAGAUGCAUUGGUGCGAAAGAGAAAAAUGGAUGAAAAUCUGGACGAUGGUGAUGAGCGCAUGUAUAGAGACAGACUGAGACGUUGGACUGAGCGUCGAGCGUCGCUAAGAGCAGAAUUACGGCCAGACUAUACAGACGAUCCACAGGUACCAGAGUGGCAAAAACCACACCCCAACAAUGCCGAUGCCAUCCUCAACGACGAGUUCAGAGUUCCUGGUGACAUAUAUCCGUCUCUUUUUGAUUACCAGAGAACGGGAGUCCAAUGGCUCUGGGAGCUGUAUUCGCACAAAACAGGAGGAAUAAUAGGUGACGAAAUGGGUUUGGGUAAAACCGUGCAGGUCAUUUCUUUUCUUGCUGGUCUUCACUACAGUGGUAAGCUCACGAAGCCGGUUCUCGUUGUGUGUCCAGCCACUGUUCUGAGUCAAUGGUGUAAAGAGUUCCACAGAUGGUGGCCAGCGCUGAGGGUCGUCAUUCUACACUCUAUUGGUACGGGAAUGACCGGAAAACGUGUCGAGGACUCUGACGACGACGAAGAGGAUGCCGAUCUCAGCAGUCUGCCUUCGGACGGACGUGCCAAGGAGUUGGUUGACUCCGUCAUUAAUAACGGUCAUGUGAUCAUCACCACGUAUGUCGGGGUGCGGAUAUACUCCAGGUACUUAUUGCCUGUGAGAUGGAAUUACGUUGUCUUGGACGAGGGACACAAGAUCCGGAAUCCAGACAGCCACGUCACUCUGGCCUGCAAGCAGCUCAAGACACCCAACCGGAUCAUUUUAUCGGGCACACCUAUACAAAACAAUUUGGUCGAGCUAUGGAGUUUAUUUGACUUUGUAUUCCCUGGGCGGCUGGGCACACUGCCUGUUUUCCAGAAACAAUUCUGUGUUCCAAUCAAUAUCGGUGGCUACGCCAAUGCGACAAAUGUUCAAGUUCAAACAGGCUAUAAGUGUGCUGUUAUUUUGCGCGACCUGAUUUCUCCUUAUCUACUAAGACGGGUCAAGGCAGAUGUUGCAAAGGAUUUGCCCAAAAAAUCGGAGAUGGUUCUAUUUUGCAAGCUGACAGACGUGCAGCGCAAACUCUAUGAGGACUUUCUGAACUCAGAGGACAUCAACAAGAUCUUGAGAGGCAAGAGGAAUGCCCUCUUUGGAAUAGACGUGUUACGGAAAAUUUGCAACCAUCCGGAUUUAGUGGACCUGAAACUGCGCAAAAAACAUCAACGAACGGCCGAGCAGUUGGAGGCUCGCGCAGGAAAAUUACAGGUUGUCCAUGCUUUGCUUGAUGUGUGGUUUUCGGAAGGCCGUAAAACACUUAUUUUCACCCAGACGCGGCAAAUGCUUGACAUUUUGCAGGAUUUCAUGGAAGCUCUCAAUUAUGAGACGGAAUCUAAAUUUUCCUUCAUGCGAAUGGACGGAACGACGCCGAUCUCACAGAGACAGUCGAUGGUUGACCAGUUCAACACGAAUCCCAUGUACAAUGUGUUCUUACUCACCACCAGAGUCGGCGGUCUUGGUGUCAAUUUGACAGGGGCCAGCAGGGUUAUCAUAUACGAUCCCGACUGGAACCCGUCUACGGACGUCCAGGCCAGGGAGCGUGCUUGGAGAUUGGGACAGAAGAAGGAUGUGGUAAUAUAUCGCUUGAUGAUGGCGGGCUCUAUAGAGGAGAAGAUUUAUCACCGCCAAAUUUUCAAGCAGCUACUGACCAACAAGAUUUUGAAGGACCCAAAGCAGAAACGGUUUUUCAAAAUGAACGAUUUGCAUGAGCUAUUUACGCUCGCCGAGGGCGAAACGAAGUUCAACAACUCGCGCAGCACGAAAAAGAACGACGACGACUUUUUACAAGUGUCGAAACUAAAAGGUGUUUCUGGGUUGCAGAAGUACGAAGAUGGCGAAGACGAAGAAGGACACACGGAGGACAAAGAUAUUAUGGCGGGUCUGAUAGGAAACAAUGCUUUGCAGUCUGCUUUAGAGCACGAGAGUGUUUUGAAUCCUUCGUCAUCGUACAGUUUAAUUGAUAACGAGGCAUCGAGAAUUGCCAAUGAAGCCGUCAAGGCUUUACGGGAAUCGAGAAAACUGGCGCGUCAGACUCGAAUCAACGUUCCAACCUGGACAGGAAAGUUUGGCGAGGCCGGCAGAAACGUCGGGCGUCCGCGCAAGCCUGGCCUAAGCGGCGCUUCCACGCCAACUGGGAGGUCACAAUCGCCUAUGGUGUCUUCUAGCUCGAUUUUGGAUAAUAUCAAAAAACGCAAAGAGUCGUCGCCGAAACCAAAGAUUGAAGAUACCGAUCUUAUUGCCAGAUUGAGCAACUACAUGGCUGGCCUAAAUGAUUAUUUCAGCACCUCUGCUGCAGUUCUUGACGAGCUGAAGAUUGACGUCUCAAACGAAAAAACAGUCAAGGUUGUGCGAUCGAUGCUCAAAUCAAUAUGUAAAUGGGACAAGGAACGGAAAGGCUGGGUAUUGAACGAGGAAUUUAGAUAG